Messenger RNA from Labrus bergylta (ballan wrasse), 27242 nucleotides. The record is from RefSeq and is a predicted model, not a curated record. Lineage: Eukaryota; Metazoa; Chordata; Actinopteri; Labriformes; Labridae.
AUGGCAUCCCCAAGGCACUUAGGUCGAGGGUCUGUGGACAUUGCAAAUGUGAUGCAAAAACUGCAGGAUGAGCAAGAGGCAGUGCAGAAGAGAACCUUCACAAAAUGGAUCAAUUCUCAUUUAGCAAAGUACAAACCACCACUCGAGAUUAACGACCUUUUCGAGGACAUCAAAGAUGGGGUGAAGCUCUUGGCUUUGUUGGAGGUUCUGUCUGGCCAGCGACUUCCCCGUGAGCAAGGCCGCCAGCUGAAGAGGAUCCACUGGGUUUCAAACAUCGGCACUGCACUCAAAUUCCUCGAAGGCAGAAAGAUCAAACUUGUUAACAUUCAUGCCACGGACAUCGCAGAUGGACGACCAUCAAUCGUUCUUGGCCUGAUAUGGACCAUUAUCCUCUACUUCCAGAUUGAAGAGUUAACCAGCAACUUACCAGCCCUCCAGGCACUGUCCAACAGCAACUCCUCUGUGGAGAGUUUAGCCAGCUCUGAAACAGGAAGCCCUCCCAUGAAGAGAAAGGUUGUUCACAAAUUUCAGGGCAAUGCCAAGAAGGCCCUGCUCAGAUGGGUGCAGUGCACAGCAGCAAAGCAUCAUGGAAUUGAGGUGAAGGACUUUGGUCCCAGCUGGCGUGAUGGUGUUGCGUUCCAGUCGGUGGUGCACGCCAUCAGGCCAGACCUGGUGGACAUGCAGGUGGUGAGGAGGAGGAGCAACAGGGAGAAUUUGGAGGAAGCUUUUGCACUUGCAGAAAACGAGCUUGGAAUACCCCGUCUGCUGGAUCCAGAAGACGUGGAUGUAGACAAGCCAGAUGAGAAAUCUAUCAUGACGUAUGUGGCUCAGUUCCUCAAGCACUACCCGAACCCCCACCACUCAGAGACUGAUGGACAACAAGAUGAGCUGCUUCUUGGCUCAAUUCCAACUUUUGCACUUUCAGUGCCAGUACUACAGAGAGAGGAGCGGAAGAUGCUGAGAGAGCUGAAGGUGUUUUUAGACCAGCUGGAGAGAGAUGUCCUGCGUGCCCAGGGAGCAGAGGGAAACCUCACUGACAAAUAUCAGGCAUUUAAGAGCUUCCGUGUGCAGUAUGAAAUGAAGAAAAAGCAGACAGAGCCGCUGCUUCAGCCCAUCCACAGAGAUGGCAAGCUCUCUGUUGACCAGGCUCUGGUCAAACAGGCGUGGGACCGUGUGUCUGCCAGGCUGCUGGACUGGCACAUCCAUCUGGACAAGUCCCUGCCUGGUCCGCUGGGAGUGAUUGGAGCCUGGCUUCACAGGGCAGAGAUUGCUCUGAGAGAGGACAUUCCUGUUCAUCAUGCUCAUGAAGAGACAGCCAAUGUUCUUCAUAGAAAGUUCGAGCAGCACAAGGAGGUUUUAAAGAACUUGGAAUCGCACAGACAACCCUUCCAACAGAUCCACCGGGACAGAUCAGUGAAUGGGGUACCUGUUCCACCUGAACAACUCCAAGAUAUGGCUGAACGGUUCAACUUUGUGUCCACAUCAUCACAUGCUCACUUGAUCAAAAUGGAAUUCUGUGAAAUGAAGUAUCGCCUCAUGGCAUUCCUGGUGUUAGCCGAGUCAAAGCUCAAGUCCUGGAUCAUUAAAUAUGGCAGAAGGGACUCCGUUGAGCUGCUGAUGCAAACCUACCUUACUUUCGUAGAAGGCCACAGGUUCUUUGAGCAGUAUGAGAUCAUCUACACAGGCCUCAAACAAGCUGCAGAGGUUUAUGUCAAGUCUGACAGUCAAAGGUCUAAGACCUGUAACAAAGUUGAUGAAGCAGAAGGGGUAAGUAAAUUCCUCAAUGAGGCGACAGCUCAGUGGAAGAACCUGGCGUUGGAGGUGCGGAGUGUCCGCAGCAUGCUGGAGGAGGUGAUCUCUAACUGGGAGAAGUACAGUAGCACAGUAGCAGCUCUGCAGGCCUGGUUAGAGGACGCUGAGCAGAUGCUCAAUCAGUCAGAGAAUGCCAAACGUGAUUUCUUCAGAAACCUGUCUCACUGGGUGCAGCAGCACAUGGACAUGAACGAUGCAGGGAAUUUCCUUAUUGAGACCUGCGAUGACACAGUUUCAAGAGAUCUAAAGCAGCAGCUUCUUCUUCUGAACGGGAGAUGGAGGGAGCUGUUUGUCAAAGUCAAACAUUAUGCAAGAGCAGAUGAGGUAGAUAAACUGAGGCAAGACUACCAUGAUGGGAUUAAUACCCUCAAAAUGUUCAUGGAUGCAACCAAUGAGAAGAUGAAUGCUCCUGUCCAAGUAUCUUUCCUGAACGUCAGAGCCUUUUCUCAGGAUGUUGAGGAAAUCAAGCACAAAGUGCCAGCUAUGGAAGCCGCCUGCAAGGCAGCGAGCCGUACUGCUCAGCUGUUGACCAAAGACACUCCACAGGAGGAAGUUUCCCAGAUGAUGGACGUGAUGGCUUCUGUCAAAGAGCAGCUGAGCAAGGUAAGGGAGAGAUGUUUACCUCUGCUGAGGGAUUCUCAGUCUCUAUUACCACCACUGGAAGAAAUGGAGAAAAACAUAACGGGCUUCUACCAGGCUCUGGAAAAGGCCAGUCAUAUCACCACCGACUCUGAGGGACCUGUUGACUUUAAACAGAAAUGCCAGGAGUUGGCGACCUUCACACACAGCUGUAAGAAGUGUCUGACAGCGAUAGAGAAAAACCACCAGACCAUCCAGAAAAUAAUGAAUAGCAGUAAAACCCUCCAGCACAUGGACAUGAGCUUGCUGCAGAAGAGAGUGUCAGACCUGCAGUCCUCAUCGCAGGCCAUGAUUAAGGAUUCUUCAGAGUGGCGCAAACAUGUGGAGGCAAACAGCAGCCUCAUGAAGAGGUUUGAUGAGUCACGGGUAGAGCUCGAGAAGGUUCUUAAAAUGGCACAGAAUUGUCUGACAGAAAGAGGCAACCCAGAGGAGCUGCUCAAGAAACACACAGAGUUCUUCGGUCAGCUGGACCAGAGGGUCUUGAAUUCGUUCCUCAAGGCUUGUGAUGAGCUCACAGACAUUUUGCCAGAACAGGAGCAGCAGUCACUGCAAGAAACAGUCAGGAAACUGCACAAACACUGGAAGGAUAUUCAAACAGACUCCCCUUUUCACCUCCUUCAUCUUAAAGUGGAGGUGGAGAAGAGCAAGCUGAUGGCGUUGCUGCAGGAGUGUCAGGCGGAGGUGACCAGGGAGAACCGCAAUCUGGCUAGUAUGGGAAGUGAAAGGCUCAUCAAGGAGCACAGGGCCUUCUUUAGGGAAAAGGGCCCCCAGUCUAUCUGUGAGAAAAGGCUGCAACUGAUGGAAGAACUAUGCCAAAAGCUCCCUGAGGGUGACCCGGUCCACCAAACUCUGGAAAGAGCAAGAAAGGACUUCUGUGAGGUCCGAGAGGAAAUCGAGAACACACAUCAGAAGUUAAUGCAGCAUCAAGAUAAAUGGAAUGACUACAACACAAGGUAUGCUGAACUCUCCUGCUGGCUAAUUUCGAAAGAAAGCCAGCUGAGGCUGCUGAGAAACCGAGCCAAUGACCCCAGAAAAUAUGGCCAGGUGAAGACCACCAUCAUGGAGCUGAGGAAUGAUGCAGAGCUACAGGAGGGGAAUCUUGGCUGGCUGAAAGCCCGAAUGGCUGUCCUCUUUGAAAUCAGUGCUGACAGCGAUGCUCAGAGGCAAGCAAGCGCUCUGAGUAAGCUCUCAACAGAUUUCAAGGGUCUUCUUGCAUCUCUCUUAGAGGCUGAGAAGAUGGUUCUGGCUGUGGGGGACUGUGUACAGUUCAGGGAAGAGGUACAAACAACUUUAGACGAUCUUGUUAAUGGACAGAAAGAGGCUCAGGCUGAGGUCACCAAAAUACUGGACUGUCCAACUGUCAGAGAAGCCCAGCAGCUACUUCUUGUUCACCAGCAACUGUUGAAACGCCUCAAGCUGAAGAGAAAGGACGUCCAGCAGCUCAUCACCAGAGGUCAGCAGCUCCAGGCUGAGGAAGGUUUGGGGGAGACUCUGCAGCAGGACCUGCAGAAUUUAGAAAACACACUCAGCAAAAUGGAGCAGAAUAUGGAUUCACAGGAACAAAGCCUCGAGGUCACACUGGCAGCCUGGCAGGAAUUUGACAGCCAGCAGGAGGCUGUGCAGGAGUUUGUUAAUAAGGCACGAUCCACAAUGGAGAGAGUGAACUUCAGCAGUCCAGAGAGCCUGGCUGUUGAACUGGACCAGGCCAGAGUGAUGUUAAAGCAGUGUGAAGCAGAAGCAUCACAUAUGAACACUCUGCUGAAGAGAACAACAGAAAUCCAGCUUGGUCCAAAAAACAAGACUCUGCUCCUACAACAAGCCCGUUCUCUGAGCGAGCAAGUGGACAAAGUAGAGGCAGGGCUGAAAAAAGAUGUCAAGACCCUAGAGGAAAUGAAAACUCAGUGGGAUCAGUUUGGAACUGGGUUUGACUUUUCCUUGUGGAUAUCUGAGAAAGAAAAGCAGCUGGAUGCACUGAAACCUUCCACUCUUCCUCUCGAGCAACAGAUCAAUGCUAUUAAGGAUGUUGGUACAGAGCUUCGGGAGCGAGCUGAGGUUCCUUCUCAGUUAGAGGCAGAUUCCCAGGCACUAGCCCAGUUUGUAUCUUCAGGUGAGGCAGCCCGAAUCAAGGCCCGACUGACCCAGAUCGGCAGGUACUGGGAGGAGCUGAAGGAGAGCGUACAGCAGCUUAAUGGACAGCUGGAGGAAAGCUCCUCUCACCAGCAAAAGUUCAAAAUGAGCAUUGACGAGGUGCAAGCAUCUCUCAGUGAGCAACACACAAAACUGGAGUCCCCUAUCCAGUCCUGCACCUCCUCAUCAGAGACCUACAAAGCUCUUCAGAACCACAUGGAUGUCUGCCAGCAUCUGGAGAAGCUGAAGGGAACCUUGCUGUCUCUGUCAGCUGGUGCUCGAAGACUCAGUGACAAAGAGCAUGCAGAGAGGACUGUGUCAGAGCUAAACACCAGCUAUGACCGAAGUGUACAGGAGGCAAAGGACAAACAAAGUACAUUGGAGAACCUGCUUUCUCUUUGGCAGAAGUAUGAGAAACAGCGUUCAAACUUUGUUUCCUGCUUGGAGAGGAGUGAGUCUGCUUCCAAACCAGAGAGUCAGUGUCUCUCUGCUGAUAAGACCAAACUCUGCACAGAGCUACAAGACUUGCAGGCCUUGUACUCUGAGGUCCGAUCUCUCGAGCUUGCUCAUGCUGAACUAGUAUCUUUGGGGACUUCCUUGUGUUCGACGGCACCAGAAGAGGGAGUGCGGCAGCUGAAAGAUGAGCUGGAGACCCUGCAGAGGAGACUGCAUGUUCAAAAUGAAGUCCUCCCCCAGAGAAUCAAAGAGCUUCAGGACCAUCUCUCACUGGUCGAGCAGUUUGAUCAGGCACUGCUUAAAUUCUCCCAGUGGAGUGAGACCAUGCUCUCAAAUCUGCACUCAGCCUCUCAAGUCAACAUCGGCAACCUGCAGUCUGCCACCACACAAGUAAAAGAGACCCAGGCGGUCAUACAGAAACAGUCUGGUGUGAGACAGAGCUUGGAACAGCAGACAGAGAAGCUCUGUAAGUUCUGUGAGCCUGGCGAUGCACAGCUCUUCCGCAGCAGAGCCGACAGCUGUCUGCAGCCCUACAUGGAGGCCAAGUACACAGCUGAUCUCCAGUUAGAGUGUCUUGAAAGGCUUGAGGCUUUUCUGCAGACACACAGUGUGGCUGCAGGUGUGCUGCGGGGUCUAAAGCAGACUGUGGAGAGCGCUGGAAGCUGGGAUCGUGGAAAAGUAGAGGAGCUGCAACAGGAGCUGGAGACUAUUGUCCCAGACAUCACCCAGCUCGAGAGUCUGGCUGUCAAUCUGGACAGCAGCCUCUGCAAAAGCCAUCUCCACAUUGGUGCUGACGAGGGUUCUCGUAAGUCCUGUCGCAUGCUGGCUGACUCGCUCAGUGCUGAACUGGAUGCAUUGAGGAACUUGCUUGGUACGAAACAGAGUGAAGCAGAGGCCCUGGGAGCUCUGUGGACCUCCUUCAGACAGCGGAAAGAACAGCUGCUCAAAGCUGUGGAGGACAUUGAAGAAAAAGCUGACCACCAGAGCUGCAAAGAGCCCAGUCUACAUGCUCUACAGCAGAGGCUGAGGUUCUUUAACCAGAUGGAGGAUGAGCUCCAGUCACACCAACAUGAGGAGCAGUGGCUAAGGGACAAGGGCAAUCAGCUGGCCCAGAGAGAUGCAGAGUUGGCUGGGGAGGUACUAAGGGAAAUAAGUCUGCUGGAGACCACGUGGGAGGACACCAAGAAGCUCAUAACAGAGAGACAAGAACAGUGCAAUGUCCUUGUUGAACUGAUGAGAGAAUACCAAAUCCUGAAAACCUCCAUUAGCGGCAUCAUUGAGAGUACUGAACCUCUGGUUGAGAUAAACUCUGUUUUAAAGGACUAUGAGGAGACCAGGAGGUCUCUAACCAAGCACGAGACAGUGAAGGUAGAGAUGGCCAGCAAGCAACAUGAACUGGAUCAGUUUUCCAGUAAAGGGAAGAAACUGGUGGCUGAACUGAAGAAGAUCCCUGAGUGUGAUGCUCAUAUGUUGAAGGAUGACAUGGAGACACUUGUUGAUCAGUGGCUGGAUGUUUCUGAAAAGAUAGACGACAACAUCCAUCGCCUGAAUCAGAGUUUGGCACUGUGGGAUGAUGUGCGUAAAAUCAGCGAGGACUCUGAGAGCUGGACAAGCAACUGUGUGAUUGAACUCAAUGAGAGCCUGAACAACCUCGAUGACAGUCAGAGAGUGUUUGCAAUGCUCUCCAGGCUACAGGUUGAAAUGGGUGAGAAGGAGCAGAAACUUGAAACUCUGCAAAACAGAAUUACAGAGCUGAAGAAGUGCAGUCAAAGUGAAGAGACCCCUGCUAAAUUACAGGUGCUGGAGAACGACCUACGUAAAAAGAUGAGCACUGUCAAGAAGCUACACGAGCAGGCAAAGGGAAACCUCACUGACUUCACUUCCCAAAGAAAACAGCUAGAGGACUACAUCUCACAGAUGUCUGCAUGGCUAAAGAGUAUGGAAGAUUCCCUUGUUUCUUCUCCCACUGGAUCGGAUCCAGAGGACAUCUGCAGAGUGAAGGACCUCCAGAAAGAGCUGCAAAACCAGCAGGGGAGCAUUGACUCGACCAGGGAGAGCCUCAACACCCUGUGUAGAAAGUAUCCCUCUGAAGAGCUCGCUGGUUUGGGUUCAGCCCUCACCGACCUCAUCAAGACCUACGAGUCUGCAAACCAGCUUUCUGCAAGGACGCUAGUAUCUCUGCAAAACUGUCUUCAGCAGCACUUCAAUGAUCUGGUUCAGGAGUUCCAUCGUUGGCUUUCAGAACAGAGGGAGAUAGUGAAAGAAUGCUCUGACCGAUCUGGAGACACACAAAUUGUGGAACGCAAACUACAGAAACUCAAGGGUGCCAUGGAUCGUGUGGAGGAGGGUGAGGUCCGCCUUACUCAAGUCUGUGAGGAAGGAGAGAAGCUCCUACUCCAUCUCCCGAAGGCUAGUGCCGGGCAGGUCCAGCAACACCUUUCCUCCAUCCAGCAGGACUGGGACAGCUUUGUGGAGCAGUGCAGGCAGAACCAACAGAUCCUGGAGGACAGUGCAUCUCUCAUGAAGGGAUUUGAGGGACGCCUUAAGAAGCUCAGGUGGUGGUUGGAGCACAUGGAAAAGAGAAUGACCACAGACCUACUUGAAGCCAAGCAACGGGGUCCUGAAAAGGCGGGGCUUGAGCAAGUGGAGGAAUAUCAGCAGGAAGUACUUAAAGAGAGGGAUUCGUUUGAGCGUUUAUGUCAGGAGGGACAGGCACUGAAUGAAGGUGGGCGAGGUGAUGGUAGUGAGACACGAGUGUCGGCUCAACUGCAGUCACAGCACCAGGCCUUACUGAGGCGUGUGAGAGAGAGGCUUCGCAGCUGCCAGGUCACUUUACAGGAGCAGCAAGCAUUUGAAGAGACACUGCAGACUACUUGGGGCUGGCUUAAUGGAGUCCAGGAGCGCCUGGCAUCACUCAACAGCACAGUUGGAAAUAAAGAGACUUUGGAGAAAAGACUUGGUCUUGUGCAGGAUAUCCUGCUUAUGAAGGGUGAAGGAGAAGUGAAGCUCAACAUGACUGUAGGAAAAGGAGAACAGGUCCUGAAACACAACAGAAUGGAGGGGCAGGAAGCCAUUUGUUCACAGCUACAGAAGCUGAAAGAUGCCUGGGCCAAUAUGUUGAUGACUUCCAUGAGCUGUCACAGUCGUCUGGAGUGGACAGUGGCCCAGUGGACCAACUUUCAGGAAAUUAAAAGUCAACUGCAGCAGUGGAUGGAGUCAGUGGAGCAGGAGGUGGGAAUGACUCUGCCGCAGCAGCCUGGGCUCAAAGAGAAGUCGGCUUUGCUUGAGCGCCUCAGGGCCAUCCAGGCUGAUGUGGACUCUCAUGCAGCAGCACUGUCACGCCUGACAGACAAAGCGGUGGAGAUGCACGAAAAAACUGGAGACCAGAACUUUGGUCCAGAGUCAAGGGCCGAGCUCAACGCACACUUUGCUGAUAUCUCAGCUGUUGUCAAGGGCAAAGUGCACUCCAUGCAAAACACUGUGUCUGAACAUGAGCAGUACCAUGAUGCUCUGAGAGACUUCAACGACUGGCUUAUUUCAGCAAAAGAGGAACUCCAACGCUGGUCGGAUCUGUCAGGAGACUCUGUUUCCAUAAAAAGAAAGCUCUCUAAAGUGCAGGAGUUGCUUGACUCUAAGCAGCGAGGUAGAGAGAGGCUGAACCGGGUUCAAAGAUGUGGAGCAGUGGCCAGGGAUCACACUGGCUCAGGGGGCUAUGAGGCUAUGGAGCGGGAGGAAGCAGCCCUCGUGUCAUCAUGGGAACAGUGGGAACGUGGAGCACUGCAAACAAGGGCUAGUCUGGAGACUGCCCUCUCCCAGAUAGCCAGCUCGGAACAAGAGUUCAACAGCCGUUCAGCACAGCUGGAGCAGGACCUGCGGGACCUCAGCCGCCAGCUAAAGGACUGGCGUCUGCGGUUGGCCCAAGCAGAGGGAAAAAACGAUGGAGAGGAGGCUGUUAAAGGCUGGCAGAUAGCAAAGGAAACUUUGGAGGAACUUGUCAAAGCUGAGCCCCUGUCUGAUAGUCUGAAGACUCAACUCAAUGAUCUGUGCAGAUUCUCUAGAGACGUGGGAACACAAUCUGAGAGAGUGUCUGCUCUCAUUAAGGAAUACAAUAGUCUGAGUCUCCAAGCAUCGAGAGACUGCCAGAGCAAAGAGAAGCUGCUGGAACAAGGGUUUCGCUCAGCCUUCAGAGAGUUCCAGCAGUGGUUGGUCAAUGCCAAGAUCAACACAGCCAAAUGCUUUGAUGUUCCUCAGAAUCUCAGUGAGGCCUCAUCCAGUCUGCAGAAGAUUCAGGAGUUUCUGAGUGACAGAGAGCAAGGUCAGUCCAAGUUGAAUGCUGUCGUUGUCAGCGGUGAGCUUGUGUCUACUAUAGCAGCCAAAGACAAAGUAGAUGCAGUACGGGCUAAAAUGAACACAGCCAAAGAGGACUGGAAAAAUAUCAUGACCAACCUGCACAACAGAGAGACCAACCUUCAAAACCUUUCAUCUCAGAUGAAAGACUUUGAGGCGAGUGCCGAGCCUCUUCAGGGGUUUCUGAAUGCCACAGAGAUGGCUGUACAGGAGAGCAGCACAAGACUUCAUGAUCUAACAGCCAAAAAGCAAGAGCUUCAUAAGCUACAGUCUGUGCUUGAGGAGUUAGCCUCUCACGAGAUUCAGCUGAACAGGCUAAAAGAGAAGGCCCAGCUGCUGUGGGAUGAACAAGCAGCCGGCAAGGGUUUUGUGCAUCGCGUCUCGCAGCUCUCUGCUCAAUACCUAGCUUUAACCAACCUGACCAAGGAGAAGGCAUCACGGAUUGACCGAAUAUCCACUGAGCACCAGCUUUUCUCCCAAGGGCUGAAGGAGCUGCAGAACUGGGUGGCUGACACCAGCCACAUGCUGCAGACUUACUGUUCCCCCACCGCUGACAAAAAUGUCCUUGAUAGUCGGAUGAUCAAGCUUGAGGCAUUGCUGACUGCACGUCAGGAAAAGGAGAUCCAGCUGAAGAUGCUGAUCACAAGAGGAGAGUCGGUUCAGAGGAACACGUCAGCUGAGGGAGUUCCUGUAGUCCAAAAGCAAAUCCAGGACCUUAAAGAUUCCUGGGAUGCCCUGCUCUCUGCCUCCAUACAAUGCAAAACUCAGCUGGAGGGUUCCCUGUCUCAGUGGACCAGUUACCAGGAGGAUGUUCGCCAGUUUGUUGCAUGGGUGGAGCGUGUUGAAGAGAGCCUAGACCCCACUGACAAACAGUGCCCAGAGAUGAGGGACAAAACUGCUAACCUGAGCAAAACCAAGUUGCUGUAUGAGGAAGUUCUCAGCCACAACAGCCUGCUGGAAACAAUCACUGCGAAGAGUAUCAGUAUCGUGGAGAGCUAUGUCACUCAACUUGAGCUUCAAGAACUGCAAGAGCGCUAUAACACUAUGAAAGACAAUGCCAUGAGGGCAGUAACUAAUGCUGAGGAGCUUGUGAAAGCCCAUCACGAGUAUCAACGGGGCCUCCAUGCAUUUGAGGACUGGCUCGAACAAGAACAAGAGAAACUUGGCUGCUACACCCAACUGGAGGGUGAUGUGGAUAUGCUGGAGGAAACUCUUCAAAAGCUGCAGGAACUGCAGCUGCACUGUACAGAGGGCCAGGCUUUGCUUAACACCCUCCUGGUCAGUCGAGAACUGGUCGUUCCCUGGGGCCUGCCUCAGAUCGAAGACCGAGAACUGGAGUCCCUGCAGCAGGACUGGAGGAUGUACCAGGCACGACUGGCUGACACCCGGUCUCAGCUCAACAGUGCUCUGGCCAAACUUCGACAGAUGGAUCAAAAAUUUCAGCGUCUUGACAGCUGGCUUAAGGGCAUGGAGACUAAAGCACAACUACGUAGCCACAGGCGGUCCGACCGUACCACCAAAGAUGCCCAGCUCCAGCUUAUAAAGAGCUGGCAGGAAGAAGUGCUGGUUUAUCAGGAGGAGAUGGAGGGCCUCAGUCUCUUGGCUCAGCAGGUUUUAGAUGAGACUCACAUCAGCAGCCAGAUCAGUAGCAGAGCCACCAAGAUCACAGCACGCUACCACGUCCUGCUCCUGCAAUUACUGGAAACAAUCAAACAGCUCCAGGAGGAGGUGUCUUGCAUUGAGGAGGCACAGUGUGUCUUCGGUACUUUCUCCGACUGGCUCAGCACAGCUCAGAGUAACUUCAGCACAGUGGCUAUCAGUGUUGAUGCAGUUGACCGCUUUGCUAUGGAGAGAAAGAUGAAAAAACUAGAGGCUCUUCAAGGUGACAUGGAUCAGGGUCACACCUACCUCAAGACAACGAGGGAGAAGACAGAGCGAGCCAUGGUGUUCUUGGAAGAGCCGGAGGCAGAGCAGCUGAAGGAGGAGGUAGACACUCGCCUUUCCCAGCUAUCAGAGCUGAUGGAAGCUCUGCGCACAGAGCAUAGCUCCCUUGAGAAAUGUAUCUCACUCUCUAAAGACUUCAUGGAUAAAUACAAAACCCAAGCCCAGUGGGUGAAGGAGACCAAGAGCCUUUUGUCAUCAAAUGUUGAGCCUAAAGCUGAACUUUAUCAGAAGAAGGCUCAGCUUGCAAAAUACAAGACCAUCCAGCAGACAGUGCAGUCUCAUGAGUCCGCAGUGAAAUCUGUCUUUGAGAAAGGAGAAGCCUUGCUGGAAACAGUCCAUGACACCACUAUAAGUGACAAAAUGAAAAAGCUGCAGGCUGACUAUCAAGAUCUCUGCUUAGCAGCUAAGACACAGGUCCAAAACCUUGUGGAGUGGGUGAAGGAGCAUGAGGAUUACAACAGUGAAUUGCAAGAGGUGGAGAAGUGGCUCCUACAGAUGUCCAGUCGACUGAUCACCUCAGACUCCAUGCAGACCAGUGGCAUGGAAAUGGCCACGCAGCAACUUGCCCGACACAAGGCAAUAAUGGAGGAGAUAGCCAGUUUUGAGGAGCGUCUCACCAGCUUGAGGCAGAAAGGCGAAGACCUUGUUGCUAGCUGUACAGACCAAGUGCAAGCAAAGAUCAGUCAACAAGUCCAGGCUCACCAACAGGGCACCAGAGACAGCUACUCUGCCAUUUGCAGCACUGCUCAACGUGUGUACCAGAGUCUAGAUCGAGAGCUGCAGAAACACGUCAGCCAUCAGGACACUCUGCAGCAGUGCCAAACCUGGCUCUCCACAGUGCAGGAGGAGCUUCAGCUCAAUGAUCAGGGACCAACUGGUCUGCAGGAAGCACUGAAGCAGGUGAAGCACUACAGGGCCCUUCAGGAGCAAGCAAGCACUUACUUGGACCUUGUGUGUUCAGUGUGUGACCUGUCUGAUGAUGCUGUGAGAGUAGCAGCUACUGACGUACAGCAGGUCAAACUCACGAUAGAGGAAAGGAUGUCCAGUGCACAGGAACUCUCAGAGGGCUGGCGGGAGAUCAAGGAACAGAAGCAAGAUCUGACUAGCCUGUUUCAGGAUAUGGAGCAGCAGCUCCUCAGCUUCUCCAGAAGGCCAGCCGAGUUGGAGACCAAGAUAGCUCAAAACAUGCUGUCUCAAGCCAAGGAAUGCAGCCUGCAUCUGCAGUCCAAACAGAGUAUCCUGACCAAGAUGACGGAGACUGUGAGCAGAUUGACUGGUGGCCAUGACUCUGCAGAACAUGCUGAGCUUGACCGUCUGAGCCAUUCCUGGCUCGAGCUCUGCCACCAGGCCAACAAGCUGCAGAGCCAGAGAGAGGAAGAUCUGCAGAGGUCGAUAGAAUACCAUGACUGCAUCAGUGCAGUGGAGGCAUUGUUUGAACAGGUGUCCAAAGAGUGGGACAAUCUGGCCAGAACGGAUGCCGAAAGUUCAUCCCAGCAUUUGGAGGCUUUACGAAGGCUUGCAGUUACUCUGGAUGAACAAAAAGGCACUCUUGAAGAGCUUAAGGAACAGAAGCAAAAAGUUAUCCAACAUUUGAACUUGGAUGACAAGGAGCUGGUAAAGGAGCAAAUCAGCCAUUUUGAGCAGCGCUGGUCUCAGAUGCAAAACCUCAUUGAGAGGAAAAUCCAGGACUCAGUGGUGACCCUGGAGGAUAUGGGCCAAGUCGAGGCCCGUCUGAGAGAGGCUCGAGACUGGGCAGAGGAGCAGCAGCCAGCCCUGUCUGAGGCUAUGAAAAUGAGCCCUCCUCCAGAGCUCGCUCAGAGUUUCCUGUUUGACCACCUGAGCAUCUGUAGUGAGUUGGAGGCCAAGCAGCUCCUGCUGGCACAGGCCAUGGUCGACGCUGAUAGGGUAUUGGCCCGUCUAGGCCUCAGUGAGCGACAACGUCUGCAGCAGCUUAUCGUGGACACUCAAUCUGAGGUUGAAUCUCUGAGCGAGAAAGUUGUGCAGCGCAGAAAACAUCUGAGCAAGGCCUUCACAGAGAGAACACAGUUCCUGAUGGCUGUGGGCCAGUCCAUCUCCUGGGUGCAGCAGAAUGAGAAGAAGGCCCAGGCAGAGGAGUACAUUGCUUUGUUACCUGAUGACCUGGCUAAACAGGUCAGAACUUGUAGGAACAUUCAAAGCAGUCUAAAAGCCUAUCAGAGCGAGCUGACCUCCCUGUGGUCUCAGGGGAGGGACCUGAUGAGAGAUGCCAGCGAGGAGGAAAGGAACGAGAUCCUCACAAAGUUGCAGGAGUUACAAAAUAUCUUCGACAAAACAUUACACAGAUGCGGUCAAAAACUGCAGGAGCUUGAAAAAGUACUUGUUUCAAGAAAAUAUUUCAAGACUGAUCUAGAGAAAAUAUGCCUGUGGAUAAAACAAGCUGAUAUUGUCACCUUCCCUGAGAUCAAUCUGAUGGUUGGAGAUGCUGAAUUGGAAGCUCAGCUUCUUAAGUAUCAACAUGUUAUUGAGCAGGCAAUUGAAUAUGAGAAUCUUCUUCUAAUCGUACAAAGAGCUGGCCAGGAAAUAUUGCCCAGUCUAAACGAAGUAGACCAUUGCUAUUUGGAUGAAAAACUCAACACUCUCCCCCAGCAAUAUAAUAACAUAUUAGCACUAGCCAAAGAAAAGCAGGAGAAAAUCCAGCAGGCCAUUCUCACUAGGAAUGAGUACACUUCUUUCAUAGAUGUCACCCAUAAAGCCCUGCAAGAACUUGAAGAACAGUUCAAUAAUCUUGGCACUCAGCCUGUAGGGCUGCAGACAGAAGAGGUUGUUAGUUUGCAGUGUGAUUAUAAAGCGAUCCAGGCAGACCUGAGCAGCCUGGGUCUAGCUGUGAGUGAACUGAACCAGAAGAAGGAGGGCUUUCGAAGCACGGGUCAGCCAUGGCGGCCAGAGGAAAUGACCCAGCUUGUUAGUCUGUACAACGGACUAAAGAGGUUGAUUGAACAAAAAGUGGAGCAUCUGGAUGAAACCUUGGAGUCAUUUGAGGACCGCAAGGCGAUGGCUAUGCAGGUUGACUCUGAGUUGAAAGCCACAAAAGAGCAGCUGGUCAAAGUGAAUGCAGAGACACAGUCAGCUGAGGAGAGGCUAAAAAAUUACCACGCUCUGGCAGGAAGUCUCCAGAGUGCCAACUCUCACCUGUCGCGGCUCAUGGAGCAGAUGGACACUCUCGCACCCCGCGUGGACCUAGCAGCCCAUGAUGCUUCCAAAGAUCAAGUGGUUCUGUGGCAGGAGGAGCUGCGAUCUUUGCAGGCUGCAGUAGGAGACCUCAUAGAAGAGUGUGAGAACAGGUUUGUCCAAAGUAAAGACUUUGAGACAGAGAUGAAACGGACCCUGGACUGGCUGCAGCAGGUCAGAGAUGAAUUGGGCUAUGCUGUGAUUGUUGAUGUGAGGGUGGAGAAGGUGCAGGAGGAGAUCAGAAAGCAGCAAAUCAUGCAAGAGGAAGUGCAGUCGAAGCUAAGAAUAGUGGCUGCUCUAAGCAGUAGAGAGAAACAGAAGUACACCAGCGCAAAUGAACUCGUUCCCAACCAUGUAGAUACAAGCCUAGAGGAAAUGGCAAAACUGCAGGCAGACGUUCAGAAAGCACUGAGCUCCAAGCAGAUAACCCUGGAGGAUGCCCUGGUGUUGUGCCAGAAGUACCACUUCAGGAUGCAGUCAGCCUGUGAAUGGCUGGAGGAUGCCGUGUCCUUCCUGCAGCAAGCAAGCCUGGGUGUGGACGUGGAGAACUAUGAGGAGUGUCUCAGGCAGCAGGGGGACAUCAUGGCCACGGAGCAGGAGUUUCUUAUCCACCUGGAGGAGCUGCAGGCCCUGCUGCCUUCGCUUGAGAACCUGGUCAACCCCACAGCUAAAGAGCAGCUCAGUGUGAGUGUAGAGUCCGCAAAGCAGAGAGGUAUGGAGGUCCGAGAUCAGCUCCAGUGUCACCAUGAUGUCCUUUACAGCUGUGUGGAUCAGUGGAAGACAUACCAGGAAGCUAGGCAGACUGUCAUUGAACUCAUGAAUGAGGCUGAAAAGAAGCUGACUGAAUUUUCCACUGCAAAGGCUGGCACAGGCCAAGAAGCUGAAGAUAAGCUUUGCAGUCAUCGGUCCCUUGUAUCUCUGGUCAAUGGCUUCCAAGAGAAGCUGAGUGGUCUUGAGGAGCAAGCUGCCCAGCUGGAGCUGGUGGGGAGUGAUGCCAGUAAGGCCACCAUCAGUCGCUCCAUGACCACCGUGUGGCAGCGCUGGACACGGCUACGAAGCGUAGCCCGGGGACAGGAGAGAGUGCUCGAGGACACAGCACAGGAAUGGAGAACUUUUAGAGAGAAAAUGGUGAAGGUGAGAGCAGUCGCUGAUGAGCUCCAAAAUCGUUUUCCAGACAGCGCUGUUGAAAAGGCUUCUAAAGCCACCCUGCAGUCACUCUUGGACCAGCAUGACCUGCUUAGCCAAGACCUGGAGAGAGAGCUCACUGCCCUCACACUGCUGCGCCAGUAUGCUCUCAGCCUUCUGCAUGAUGUCGAGGUGCCUUCACCGACAAAUGAGCAGGAUGAGCUGCCCAGCCUGAAGGAGAUUAGAGUUGUACAAGACCAAAUGGAAAGCCUCCUGACACAGUCCAGGACCAAGCGGGCUCAAGCAGCUCAAGAACUGAGGGACAGAGAGGAGGUGGAGAAAGAACUUAGUGUCGUCAAAGCCUGGAUUCAGGAAACCAGGGAGCUUUUUCUCAAUCCCACUCCAGACAUUGAUUCCUUGCUGCAGGAACUUGAGGUUGUUCAUGAGGAUGUGGUCACUUAUCGUCAGAAUGUGGAUAAAUUAGCAGAGCAGCAACAGAGCAAAUAUCUGGACCUCUACACCAUUCUGCCCUCUGAAAUCUCCAUGCAGCUGGCCGAGGUUUCCCUUGCAUUGGGUGCCAUUGAGGAUCAGGUUCUUUCAAAAGAGAGAGAAAUUCAAAGAACCAGAGAAAUAAAAGAUAACUUCAGCACCAGAAUCCAUGACAUCUCUGAGAAGCUCAAAGCAACAUCAGCUAAAUUUAAGGAAAAAUCUCCUGAUGUUGAUCAUGCCAAAGAAGAAGUCAAGAGCCUGGCCGAGGACUUGGACUGUUGUGGUCGCACCCUCUCAGAACUGGACGCUGCAGUGCAAGAGUUUGGCCGCAGGAAUCCCCUGCUUGCAAAACAGCUUGGUGACGCCAUAAGCAAGCUAUCAGAGAUGCAUCAUCACACAACACGGCUAGCAGACUGCAGGAACAACUGGCUCAAAAAGGCUGUCUGUUAUUUGGAUGAGUAUAAUGAGAUGCUAGACUUCAUUGUGAGGUGGUCAGAGAGAGCCAAAAGCCUGGUGAGAGCAAACAUCAUCUGGAACUCCUCUGUUCAUCUUCAGGAGCAGAUACGAAUGUACCAGGCUGUCUUGCGUGAGUCUCGCGAGCUCCAUGGAGACCUGGAAUCAAUGGCAGAGAAAGUAGAUCUCCUGUCGGAGGUGCUGCAGGUUGAGUCUAUGAGCCAACAGGUUUGUGAACUCAGUCGACACACUGAGGAGCUUCAGCAGAUAAUCAAGACACGGCUUCAGAGCUUGGAGGAUGCAAAUAAGUAUGGAGGCCUUGAGUACGAAGUUAAGGCUCUACAUGUUGCUCUAGAGCAAGUCCAAGCCACCCUGACUUCGCCAGAGUUAUCACGCCAGAGUCUCAAAGAACAGCUGGCUCAGAGACAGCGUCUGUUGGCUGACAUGGAGAGCUUCAAGCAGCAGGUGCAGGCGGUGCAGCUCUGUCAGAGUGCACUGCAGGUCCCAGAGGAGGUGAUGCCCAACCUCGCCAUCUGUCGCACAGCGCUGCGUCUGCAGCAGGAAGCCAGUCAGCUGCAGCAUGUUGCCAUUCAGCAAUGCAACAUCCUGCAGGAGGCAGUGGUGCAGCAUGAGCAAUAUGAACAGGAAGUGAAAGAGCUCCAGGGGCUAAUAGAGGAAGCACACCGUGUCAUCCAGGACCGACCGAUCCCCUCAAACAACAUCCAGGAGCUUCAAGCCCAGAUCCUCCACCAUGAAGAACUAGCCCAGAAGAUCAAAGGUUACCAGGAGCAGAUCGCCUCACUAAACUCAAAAUGCAAGAUGCUGGCAGUAAAAGCCAAACAUGCCACCAUGUUGCUGACAGUGACUGAUGUGGAAGGACUGCCUGAAGGGUUGCACGAGAUGGAUGAGGAGAAAUCCAAGAAAUCUUCAGCACAGGCUGUCAUGAUGACUGCUGGCCGCUGUCACACCCUCCUCUCUCCUGUAUCUGAGGAGUCUGGGGAGGAGGGCACGAACAGUGAGAUUUCUUCUCCUCUUGUCUGUCGCUCUCCAUCUCCCAUCACUUACACUGAGGCCACUAUAACCAAGAUGGGAAGAGGGACACUUACAAGAGCUCCCAUCCAAGAAUUAUAUGACCCAACAUUUGAGUCAGUGGCCAACUUAGAUGACUUGCAGCGCUCAUGGGAGACAUUAAAGAACGUGAUCAGCGAGAAGCAGAGGUCUCUGUAUGAAGCUCUGGAAAAGCAACAACAUUACCAAGGCUCACUCCAGUCGAUCUCUUCCAAAAUGGAGGCUCUUGAAGCCAAACUGAGUGAGCCUCUUGAGGCGGAUAAAAGCCCAGAUAGCCACAUUAAGACACAUGAGGGACUUGUAGAAGAGAUUCAGAGUGCACAGGAGGAUAUAAACAGUCUGCAGACGAGCUUCACAGAAGAUCUGGCCUCAGAGGCCGUGGACUCAGACAUGGCUGACCAGUUGGCCAUGCAUUCCUCCCUUGCCGUGUUAGCCGAGAGGAUGGCCACCAUCCACAUGAAGGCCUCAGGGAAACAGCAAGUGUUGGAGGAGCGCGUUUAUGACCGUCUGGAGGUUGAACGUCAGGAGCAGGCCAUACAGCUCCAUCAAUCCAGAGCAGAUGAGAUGGAGCAGUGGUUGAUCAGAAAGCGUGGCGCUGUAACCUCCAUCCUUGAACCUCCGGAGGAGACGGAUAUGGAGGAUCAGCUGUCUGAAUGUCAGAACAUGCUCCUGGAGAUUGAAGAGAAGGUGCUGGCCCUGUCAGAGUUGUCCAUGCACAGUGAGAACCUGCUGCUGGAGGGAAGGACAGAGACCAGACAGGAAGCGGAACAGCUGGCCCGCAAGUUACGCACACUGAAAGGUGGCCUGUUGGAGCUGCAGAGGAUGCUACAAGACAAACAGAUUAAUAUCCAGGGCUCAUUGCAGGACCAGGAGGACAGUGAAUCAGACUCCAGCCUGUCUCAGAGUCCCAGUGUGCAGGACUGGCUGGCCCAGGCUCGGACUACACGUUCCCAACAGCACCAGGACAGCCUUCAGAGACAGAGGGAACUGGAAGAGCAGCUUGCAGAGCAAAAAAAGUUGCUCCAGUCAGUUGCCAGCAGAGGAGAGGAGAUCCUCAUCCAGCAGGCCUCCCCAAGCAGUGCCAGUUCAACAGAACCAUUUUCACCAGCAUCUUUUGUUGAGAGAGAAUCUCAGGCUGCACAAGAGCAGAUGAGGCAGAGAUGGGAGAGCCUGAGACUGGAUCUUAAAACCAAACUGCAGCUCCUCCAGAAAACCCUUGAGCAGGACCACAAACAGCCGGUAUAUUCCAGAACAUCUCGUGUGACAACAGCGGGAUCACUGUAUAAAGAAGAAACACAGGCUGACAAAGCCUCCCUGAAGACUCUGUAUGAUAGCUUCAGACAAACAGUAGAGGACAUUACCGCUCAGCCCGGUGGUGGUGAGACACAGGUGCCGCAGAUGGAACAGCAGCUCUACGCAGCUGUGUCAUCCACCUCCUCUUGGCUGGAUGGUGUGGAGAACAAUGUCUUCUCUGGCUCAGUGCUGCUAGCUGAAAACACCGAGACCCAGCUACAAAAGCAGGAGACCUUAGAGAAUGAUGUGAGGCAUGUCACAGAGGACGUGAAGCUCAGCCAGGCUCUGCUAGCCGGGUCUUCAGGGUUGAGACAAGACGAGCGAGCGCUGCUAGAGGACAACCUGGACUGCCUGAAAGAGAGAUUAGGAGCUCUGGGUUGUGCUCUGGGGCAACGCUGUGACCACAUGAGGACCAGAACACACGAGCUCACUGCCUAUCAGACCGAAUUGCAACUUCUUCAAACUGCUUUAAUUGAGACCAAGUGCCAGAUCCUACAGGCCUUAGCUGGAACAAUGGAUAGACCAGCCUCAAAACAACUUGAGGUAAUAGCGAGUGCAGAGGAGAGCCUGAAAGACUUUGAACAAAGGAUAACAGAGCUCAAAACCAGAGGAACAGCAUUACAGACGGAUCAGAUAUCAACAAACAAAAUACUAAAACUCCAGGAUUCCUAUGAGGAGCUGGUGAUGACGGUGGGAUCCCGGCGCAGUGGCCUGAACCAGAACAUGGCUCUGAAGGAGCAGUACGAGCGAGCUCUGCAGGACCUGACCGACCUGGUGGACACAGCUAAAGACAAGAUGGCUGCCGAUCAGAGGAUCAUUGCCAGCUCUGUUGAUGAAGUCCAGAAUCACCUAGACAAACAUAAGGAGUUCUUCCAGGGUCUGGAGUCCCACAUGAUUCUAACAGAGACGUACUUCAGAAAAAUUAGUGCUCUGAUGCUUCCGAAAGAGAGUCAGGCCCUGGAGGAGACUCUCGCUGAGGCGCAGAGUGUCCUCAAAGAGGCACACAGCAAAGGAGUGGAGCUGGAGUGUAUCCUGGAGACUUGGUUCCGCUUGGUGCAGGACUACCAAAGUCUGAAUCGCCAUCUAGAAGCAGUUGAAGGAAAUAUUCCAACAGUUGGCCUGGUGGAAGAGACUGAGGAAAAGCUCAUGGAUAGAAUCUCAUUGUAUCAGGGCUUAAAAGGAAGACUGACAGAGCACCAGCACAAGCUCUACCAGGUGCUGGAUGAGGGCAAACAUCUCCUACUGUCAGUUUGCUGUCCUGCUCUGGAGAACCAACUCGCUCUGCUGGGUGAACACUGGCUAAACAACACCGCAAAGAUCAACAAGGAGCUGCAACGCCUGGAGGCAAUCCUAAGACACUGGACCAGGUAUCAGAGGGAGUGUGCAGAGCUUAGCCAGUGGCUGCAGUCUGCUCUGGAGCGUCUGGAGUUUUGGAACACGCAGGCGGUGUUAGUCCCACAGGACCUGGACACUGUCAGAGACCAUCUUUCUGCCUUUCUUGAGUUUUCAAAAGAAGUUGAAAGCAAGUCAAGCCUGAAGAGCUCAGUGGUAACCGAGGGGAACCAGCUGCUGCGUCUGAAGAAGGUGGACACUGUAGUGCUGAGGUCCGACCUGGCACGCAUAGACACGCAGUGGACUGAGCUGCUCACACGCAUCCCAGUGGUCCAGGAGAAGCUGCAUCAGAUCCAAAUGGAGAAGCUGGCCUCACGUCAUGCCAUUUCUGAGCUGUUCAACUGGAUAGCACUGAUGGAGAACGUCAUCGAGGAGGAUGAAGAAAACCUCAAGAGUUCAGUGGGGUCAAAUGUCAUUCAGGACUACUUGCAAAAGUACAAGGGUUUCAGAGUAGAUUUAAGCUGUAAGCAGCUGACUGUGGACUUUGUCAACCAGUCGGUGUUGCAGAUCAGUGGUCAGGACGUGGAAAGCAAGCGCAGUGAUAAAACAGACUUUGCUGAGCGUCUCGGAGCCAUGAACCGACGCUGGCAGAUACUACUAGGCCGUAUCAAUGAGAGGAUUCAGUUCCUGGAAAGCCUUUUGGGGAUGUGGUUGGAGUAUGAGAGCAGCGUUCAGGCCCUGAAGUCCUGGAUGGGAACACAAGAGGAUAGAUUAAAGAGGAAACCUCGGAUAGAGGAUUUGACAUCUGUGCAGAAUGCUCUCAAAGACUGUCAGGAAAUGGAAGAGUUGGUGAAGGAGAAAGAGAAAGAGCUAGAGAGAGUAGAGGAGCAGGGUUGUGCCCUUGUCCAGAACAAGACCGAUGAGGCCUGUGCUAUCGUCAUGGAGACACUCCAGGGUGUCAAUCACACCUGGGCUAACCUGGACCACUUGAUAGGGCAACUAAAGAUCAGCCUGAAGUCAGUGCUGGAUCAGUGGAGUCUAUACAAGAAGGCUUCAGAAGAGAUCAAUGGCCACCUGAUGGAGGGAAGGUACUCUGUAUCUCGUUUCCGCCUCCUCACUGGCUCUCUGGAGGCUGUUCAGCUGCAGGUGCAGAGUCUCCAGGAUCUGCAGGAGGAACUGGAGAAACAGGAGAGCAGUCUGAGGAAGUUUGGUGCUGUGACCCACCAACUGCUGAAGGAGUGCCACCCUUCAGUGUCAGACUCUCUCAACAAUGCUCUUAAGGAUGUCAACGCAAGAUGGACUGGCUUACUUGAAGAGAUUGCAGAGCGUCUGAGAAGCAGCAAAGCCCUUCUUCAGCUGUGGCAGCGUUACAAAGAGCUUUAUGAGCAGAGCUGCAGCAGCAUCCUGCUGCAGGAGGAAAAAGCAGAUCAGCUGCUCAAGCUUGCCUGCAGCAAGGACAUCGCUGACGAAGAAGUGUCAGACUGGAUCCAAGAAUGCAGCGAGGUGCUCCGGUCUCAGGCUCCUGUGCAGGCCUCCUUGCAGGUUCUUCAGGAACUGGGAGACCAGCUGAAGCAGCAGGUGGACACAUCAGCUGCCUCAGCCAUUCAGUCAGAUCACCUUUCUCUCUCCCAACGACUCUCUGCUGUGGAACAGGCCCUUAACAGACAGCUCACCACGCUGCAGACCGGAGUACAAGACUAUGAAACCUUUAAUGAUCAGCUGGAUUCUCUGGGGUGCUGGAUAGUUGAAGCUGAGGAGGCUCUGAAGGUGCAAGAUCCCAACGGCUCAACAGACCCGACAGUCAUCCUGGAUCGAAUGGAGGAGCUCAAGAGACUAAUGCUGAAAUUCAGCAGUAUGGCUCCAGAACUCGAGCGUCUUAAUGAGCUUGGUUAUCGGCUCCCUCUUAAUGAUUCAGAGAUCAAGCGAAUGCAGAACCUGAACAGGAGCUGGUCAACAGCCUCAGCACAGACCACAGAGAGAUUUAGCAAACUCCAGUCUUUCCUGCUGCAGCAGCAAACCUUCCUGGAGAAGUGUGAAACAUGGAUGGAGUUCUUGGUCCAAACUGAAGAGAAUCUAGCUGUGGAAAUUUCUGGAAACUACCAGAGUUUGAUGGAGCAGCAAAAAGCUCAUGAGUUAUUCCAAGCAGAGAUGUUCAGUCGGCAGCAGAUCCUCCACUCUAUCAUCAGUGAUGGACAGAGGAUGUUGGAGCAGGGUCAAGUAGAUGACAGAGAUGAGUUCAACCUGAAGCUGGCUCUCUUGAGUAACCAGUGGCAGGGCGUAGUGCGGCGUGCUCAGCAGAGGCGGGGCAUCAUUGACAGUCUGAUCCGGCAGUGGCAGCGCUACAGAGAAAUGGCAGAGAAGCUGCGUAAAUGGCUGGUGGAGGUCUCCCACCCUUCAGAAGCCCUUCAGACAGGCACUACAGUGCCGCUUCAACAAGCUCGCUCCUUGCUGGAUGCCGUCCAGCUGAAGGAGAAGGUGCUGCAGCGCCAGCAGGGCAGCUACAUCCUGACCGUAGAGGCUGGCAGACAACUACUCCUAUCAGCUGAUAGCCGGGCAGAGGUGGCCCUGCAGGCAGAACUUACAGACAUUCAGGACCGAUGGAAGCACGCCAACACCUGCCUGGAUGAACAGAAGAAAGAUCUUGCCACCUUGUUAAAGGACUGGGAGAGGUGUGAGAAAGGUAUUGGUGGAUCCCUGGAAAAGCUUCGUGCCUUCAAGCGGCAGCUGUGUCAACCUCUUCCUGAUCACCAUGAGGACCUGCAAGCUGAACAGAUGCGAUGCAACGACCUGGAGAAUACUUUUGACGGCUGGACUGGGGAUCUGGCCCAUCUGAAUGUGUUGAGGGAGUCCCUGUCUUGCUACAUCACUGCUGAGGACCUGUCAGUCCUGCAGGAGCGGAUAGAGCUACUUCAUCGGCAGUGGGAUGAAAUCUGCCACCAGCUGUCUCUGCGCAGGCAGCAGGUGAGUGAGAAGCUGAAUGAGUGGACCGUAUUCAACGAGAAGUACAAAGAGCUCUGUGAGUGGCUCACCAACAUGGAGAGCAAGGUGUCCCAAAAUGGAGAUAUCAGCAUCGAAGAGAUGAUUGAGAAGCUCCGCAAGGACUACCAGGAAGAGAUCACUGUGGCUGAGGAUAAUAAGAUGCACCUGCACCAGCUGGGAGAGCGCCUGGCCAAAGCCAGUCACAAGAGCAAAGCAGCUGAAAUUGAACAAAAACUCACCAAAGUGAGCGACCGCUGGCAGCAUCUGCUGGAUCUCAUCGGCACCAGAGUGAAGAAGUUGAGAGAAACGUUGGUAGCCGUGCAGCAGCUGGAUAAGAACAUGAGUAGCCUUCGCUCCUGGCUGGCUCACAUCGAGACCGAGCUGUCCAAACCCAUAGCCUAUGACUCCUGUGAUUUCCAGGAGAUUCAGAGGAAGCUCGAUUUGCAGCAGGAGCUUCAGCGUGAUAUAGAGAAACACAGUACAGGAGUGGCGUCUGUACUAAACCUCUGUGAGGUGCUUCUGCACGACUGUGAUGCCUGUGCCACCGAUGCAGAGUGCGACUCCAUCCAGCAGGCAACUCGUAGCCUUGAUCGCCGCUGGAGGAGCAUAUGUGCCUUGUCUAUGGAAAGGAGAAUCAAGAUUGAGGAGACUUGGCGUUUGUGGCAGAAAUUUCUGGAUGACUUUGCACGAUUUGAGGAGUGGCUGGCCACUUCAGAAAAGACUGCUGCCCUGCCCAACUCCUCUGGUGUUCUUUACACUGUAGCCAAGGAGGAACUUAAGAAAUUUGAGGCCUUCCAGAGGCAAGUCCAUGAAAGCCUAACACAGCUAGAGUUAAUCAACAAGCAAUACCGCCGCCUGGCAAGAGAGAACCGCACUGACUCUUCCUGUCGUCUGAGGGAGAUGGCCCACGAUGCCAAUCAGCGAUGGGACAACCUGCAGAAGAGGGUGGCAUCAAUCCUCCGCAGGCUUAAGCACUUUAUCAGUCAGAGAGAGGAGUUUGAGACGGCCAGAGACAGCAUCCUGGUGUGGCUGACAGAGAUGGACCUGCAGCUGACCAACAUCGAACACUUCUCUGAGUGUGACAUUCAGGCCAAGAUUAAACAACUCAGGUCUUUCCAACAGGAGAUCUCCCUCACUACUGCAAAGAUUGAGCACAUCUUCCACCAGGGAGAGGCGCUGAUAGAGAAAAAUGAGCCUCUGGAUGCUGCUGUCAUCGAGGAGGAGCUGGAAGAGCUGCAGCGCUACUGCCAGGAAGUGUUUGGCCGAGUGGAGCGCUACUACAAAAAGCUCAUUCGGCUUCCUCUUGCAGAUGAUGAUACUGAGGUGUCAUUAUCGGACCGUGAGCUGGAGCUGGACGAGCCAUGUGAUUUGUCCAGUCUGCCAUGGAACGAGCGCUUGGGAGAUGGCUUCCUGUCUCCUCUGCCCUCAUCAGGCCGCUCAGCCUCCCUUGCUGCCCAGUUUAGGACUGAGCGAUCAGGCAGGGACACCCCAGCCAGCGUGGACUCCAUUCCCCUGGAGUGGGAUCAUGACUACGACCUGAGCCGUGGGCUGGAGAGUGCCAGCAGGGCCCUGAGAGAGCAGCAGAGUGAAGAGGGAGACUUCCUCCAGAGGCCUGCCUCAGCCUUAUCAGAUGUAGUGAUCCCUGAGAGCCCUGAGGCCUAUGUUAAACUAACAGAAAAAACACUGAGGUCCUCCACUGGAGAUGCUGCCUCUACAGACUCACAUGUUCACCCUCUGGAUGUCAGCCGUUUUCACCUGCCGCAAACUGAAAGCACUCGCAGUCGGACUCCCACAAGCUCAGAACUAGAUGCCUCUUACAUGGGAUAUAUGCGGCUGCUGGGUGAAUGUCGUGGCAGUAUCGAUACAGUAAAGAGGAUGGGCUUUGAGCUUAAGGAGGAGGAAGACACUGUGUCUGGACUUGCAGAUCCCAAUAGCUCAGAGUCCCAGACAUCAGGAGUUAUUGAGCGAUGGGAGCUCCUGCAGGCUCAGGACCUCAGCAAAGAGAUACGCACGAAACAGAACCAGCAGCAGUGGCAGCAGCUGAACUCUGACCUGAACAAUAUUUGGACCUGGCUGGGAGAGACAGAGGAAGAGCUGGAGCAGCAGCGGAGGCUGGACCUCAGCACAGACAUCCAGACGAUUGAGCAGCGCAUUAAAAAGCUCAAGGAGCUGCAGAAGGCUUAUGAAAAGCGUAAGGCUAUCGUGUUGUCCAUCAACCUGUGCAGCACUGAGUUUGUUCAGUCAGACACGGAUGAGUCCCGAGAGCUUCAGGCCAAACUAAAAGACAUGAACAACCACUGGGACAAACUGGGCAGCUCACUGGAGGAGUGGAGGUCUUCAUUACAGGAAGCUCUGAUGCAAUGUCAUGACUUCCAUGAGAUGAGCCAUGGUCUGCUGCUCUGGUUGGAAAACAUCGACCGCAGGAGGAAUGAGGUGGUUCCCAUUGACCCAAUCCAGGACAGUGACACUCUCCAUGAGCAUCAUAAAACACUUACGCAAAUCCGACAGGAACUGCUGGACUCUCAGCUCAAAGUGGCCUCUCUUCAGGACAUGUCCCUUCAGUUGCUGGUCAACGCUCAGGGCAGCGACUGUCUGGAGGCCAAGGAGAAGGUCCAUGUUAUUGGGAACCGCCUCAAAAUGCUGCUCAAGGAAGUAACCCGAGACCUCAGAGAGCUGGCCAAAAUUCUGGACAUCACAAGCAGUCAACAGGAUCUGUCAUCUUGGUCCUCUGCUGAUGAACUGGACACAUCUGGUUCUCUCAGCCCCGUAUCAGGAAGGAGUACACCAAGUCGGCGGCGAUCGAAACGGGGCAAAUGUAGUCUGUCAAAGCCUGGACCCUCUGUGAGCAGUCCACUCCACAGGUCUCGCGGCGCUGGAUCCGUUUCCUCCCCUUCUGAUCCGGACAUGUCACCAGGUCAUGGGUCCUCUCUGCUGUGGCGUGUCCUCUGGUUCGCGCUGCCUCUCCAGUUCAUCCUGCUCCUGUUAGUGGUCUUUGCCUUCCUGGUGCCACUCUCAGAGGAGGACUACUGUGCUCAGUCCAACAACUUUGCAAAUUCCUUACAACCGAUGCUGAGUUACACUAACGGACCACCUCCAGUGUAGGCUGAGCAGCUGAAAGAGCGUUUCAUGUCAGUAUUCAUGCAUCAUUAUGACUUGAAUUGGAAUCACGGUGAUGUCGUUAAAUGGUCAAUUACGUUGGGAGCAAAAAUUGAUCUUGGUCAUCCAUUUGUACUGCAGAAAAACAGCUACCAUCUACAGAUAAUAUCUACAUGUGUAACAUAUAGGAUCAAGCAUCUCACUAUGUUACUCUGUAACGCUGUGUUGAUAAGGAGCAUCCUUGGUGUAACACAAUUGAAUAAACUGUGUUAGCCCACAGUGGAAAUUUCUGGAUGAAUGAACUGAAGAUCAAAUCAGUGGUGUAAACAUUUCUCUGAGGAGAUCUGUCAGUGGAUAGCACCAAAGUGAAAUGCUAAGAUUUAGCCUUGUGAAAUUGCUUGUAACUCAAAAGUUUGUAAAAAAAAAAAAAAAAAAGGGAACAAAAAUAACAUGUAAUAUAUCUCACAUUGCAAUAUUUUUUUACCUGUAUUUUGGCAUGCAUUUCUCAUCAUUGUUUUUAUUUACUAACAUCCUUCAUUGUGUCGGUGGUAAACAAUCCAUUUUUAACUUGAAUGACAUUGAUUCAUGUAAGAUUUAUUAAGCCAAGUUGUGUGUUCUUAAAGCCAGACACAGUUCAAGAGAUUAACCUUUAACUUUGUUCAUCCAUGAUCUUUUUACAUUUUGCUGUUUUUAUUUUUUAAACAAAUAUAAAUGCGACUUUAAGAUUGAGAAUUAUGAUAUAUAUAUAAAUACAUAGAACGACUGUAUAUUUUGUAUGACUGUCCGUAUCAAAUGUAUAACAGUCUGGGAUUAUUGUCCAUGUGUAUAUAUGAAUAUGAUAAAUAUAUGUAUAUGAGCCCAUGGAAAACAAUGAA